Molecule: messenger RNA, 4689 nt
Organism: Priapulus caudatus
Lineage: Eukaryota; Metazoa; Priapulida; Priapulimorpha; Priapulimorphida; Priapulidae
Cellular component (GO): cytoplasm
Molecular function (GO): calcium ion binding; calcium-dependent phospholipid binding
Source: RefSeq, a predicted model, not a curated record
UUAUAAUUAUUACUAUUACUAUUAGCUCUUGAUAUAUUAUGUAUAUAUUAUAUCCUUUCUUCGUCUCACAUUCGAAUUCGUUAUUAAAUAAAAGGCUAGAUGGCGUGCAUGGCAAGGAAACUGGCGAAGCUUGCUAUGGCGUGACAGUUACAGGAUCGUAGUCCGCGAAUCGUGGCUUUGCUGAUGUUUGUUUACAGUAGGCCCCUAGAGACCAUGACGUUAUCUGUGCGAUCGAAACGUGCUGUUUUUUUGCGCGGAUCGUGUGAUAUAUAGUCGGGCAGCAGAGCUCGUGCAUCAACGAUGUACGAGCGUCCGUGGAUACAGGUACCGGUAACUGUGCAGUGUGGUAGCAUAGGGCCAUCGACAUCGCAUCGGUUGUAACGUGAUAUAUUGCCUAUUGCCAGUAUUGACUAUUGGUACGACUUACGGUUAUCGACGUAUCGACCUAGCUGUACACUCCACAGUCUACAGCUACACUCACUGACUCAGCUACAGCAAGUACAUACAUCGUCCGUUUGUGAUCAACUGGCAACUGCUAGUUACAAUUAAGUCGCAACGAUGAUGUCGAUGAGGAGCAUUAACCGUCCGGACUGGUCUUUUCGUGUUAACUGGCUUUAUCUCCCGACGCUUGCACGGUUUUCGGGAUUCAAGACGAAAAGCGUAAACUUUCAUCAUCUGAUCGUCAUCAUCGUCAUUAGAGCGGCCAUUCUUGGUACCGUGCACAUCAGCAUAUGCGUAUAAUAUCACACAGCGAUAGACUGCACGGCCAAACCAGCACACUUCAUUUGAACAACUAUGCCGACUUGAACAAGCCGGCGAUCAGGCCAUCUCAGUGACAGUGCUGUGUUAGCCAUGGUGGUGGCCCGCUCUUUUCAAACGCCUGCCGAAUAACAUAACAAUAACGUAACGAAUUCCGAAAUUGUGUAUAUAAAAACCUACCCGGAUCAUUAAUAGAAAAGCAAAGGGAGAAAGACAAGGAACAAGUUUCUUGACGCUGCCUGCUGUAGAAGGGGGAGAUUUGAUUGGUAGAAAUUGGAUUAAAUCACGGCACAGGUUAUAGUGCUUGAUGCAUGUAAGCAUGUAUACUAACGUGGCUGCUGGUGCUAUAGCAGCACCAACGAUAAUGCCAUUGCGAAACCCACACCUUGGUUUGCCUAGAACAAAGAUUGACACCAGUGUGUAUGUUGAACUGAGGACAGAGUCUCCUCAUGCAAAGCUGUACUUCACUGUCGAUGGACCAAAACCAAAUCCAUUCCAGCUGAGGAUAGGAGGCAAAGAGGUGACGCAUAAGUAUGUGGGGCCAUUUACACUCAGACCAGGCAAGAGAGAUGUCAAAGCAAUUGCUGUGUCGAGAGAUGGGCUACACGAGAGUCAGGUUGUGGAUAAGACGUUCGUUGUGGAGGAGGUGACUGAUGGAGGUUACGAUGACAUCAAUGACUUCUGGAUGGAUGAGGGAGUAGAGAGUGUGAAGUCAAACAAUCCAUAUGCCACUGAAUACAGCAAGGCUCGAACACCGGUGAGAAGCAAAGUGAAGGAUGCGUGGAGCAAGCCAUUUCCAGGUUCCAAGAUAGAGGGUCCCAUCAAUCCAGUUAAUUACAAUGGCACGCAAGUGAACAUAUUUGGAUUGCCACCUCAGCCAAGUGGUCAGCCAUCUAUUUCACAGGUGACGCCGACAGGAGUUGGCUUUGCUGCGUAUGGAGCGAACCCGGUCGACUUUACUGCGACUUACGGCCCCUAUAGACCCACCACAGGGUACCUCACCGAACAAAUGUUACAGAAGUUGGAGGAUGUCGGGCAGGGGCAAGUCGAGGAGACGAGGCAACAGAUAAGCGGAGAGGCAGGAAACAGAACUGCCAUUGGCAUGCCUACAAAGAAACUUGAAGUCAGUCCAGGAAGCGGUAAGUGGACGGAGCAGUUAGGCCACAUCUACCUGAGCCUGAUGGAGUAUGCCAGCGAUGCAGAAGCCUUCAGACAGGAGAUCGGUCAGCCGAAGCUUGGCGAGAUUGUCUCAGCAAGCUUAGAAGAGGAUGAAGAUGUGUAUCACCUACUAGUCACACUAACCAAAGAAGACCCGUCUAACAGAGAAGAGGAAACCACAUCGAAGAUCUCAGCAUCUCAAGAUCAAAACAUCAUCGCUCUUUCCUCGACGCCGCCGUGGAAACUUCAGAAGCAAAAUCGAAAUGCAAACACCAAGGUUGGCAUAAGGCAACAAGACAAGAUUACAGAACAAGAGAAGACUGAGAAAGAAAAGGAACCGGUAAAGCCAGAGCAAAAUGAAAAAGAAAUCCAGCUCGAAACACAAGGAACUUUGAGGCCAUGGAGAGAGUUUGAUGCAGAGAAUGACAGUGAAGCUAUGCGCAAUGCACUUAAGGGUCUUGGUACAAAUGAGGACACCGUUAUCCAGGUUAUGGGAACACGUAGCAAUGCUCAAAGACAAAGUAUCAUCAAACAUUAUAAGACAAUGUUUGGAAAGAGUCUAGUCAAGGACCUUGAUGGGGAGUUGAGUGGUAAUCUUCAUGUGACAGUGCUGGCACUGUGUCAGCGUGCGUGCGACUACGAUGCUAGCCUACUUCAUAAGGCUCUACAAGGCCUAGGCACAGAUGAAGCAACACUGAUUGAAAUUUUCUGCACUCGUACGAAUAAAGAGAUCAACGAUAUUAAACAUAGUUAUAGAACAUUAUACAACAAAGACCUUGAGAAGGAUAUCAUCUCUGACACGUCUGGUCACUUCAAGCAUGUAUUAGUGUCACUAGUUCAGGGAAAUAGAGACGAAGGAGUCACAGUUAACAGAGGCUUAGCAAGGCAGGAUGCAGAGGCUCUGUACGAAGCAGGGAAACUGAAGUGGGGGACAGAGGAGUCAAAGUUCAAUGCCAUCCUUGUUUCAAGAAGUCCUGCCCAGCUGCGAGCAACAUUUGAUGAGUACCAAAAAGUUUCGAAAAAGACCUUAGAGGAUGACAUCAAGAGUGAAAUGUCUGGUGACCUCAGGACUGCUAUGCUUGCUAUAGUGCGCUGCAUCAGGAGCAAGCCCGACUACUUCUCGCGUCGGCUUCACACGGCGAUGAAAGGAGCUGGCACCGACGACGACGCUCUCAUCCGGAUCGUCGUGUCUCGCUGCGAGAUCGACAUGACGCAGGUUGCUGAGAGCUUCCAGCGCGGCUACAAGCAGACGCUCGCUCAGUUCGUACGCGAGGACACGUCGGGGGAUUAUAGGAAGCUGCUGCUGCUGCUGCUGGGAGAGGCAGUCGAACUACAUCCGAAACAUAUAGAAGCGAUAGUGAAACCUGAAGAGAAGAAGGAGGAGGUUACUCAAGGUCAUGCAUCCGGCUCCCUCGUUCGUCCCGUGGUCCAGGAAGCUGUCGUUGCAUCUGAGAAUGAAUACUGGGAUGAGCCGGCUGUGCAGGUUUCCGGAACAGUGAAAACAUACAGUGGCUUCAGUCCGGAAACCGACGCAGAGGUGUUGCAGAAAGCAAUGAAGGGACUAGGUGCCGAUGAGCAGGCAAUCGUAGGUGUGUAUGGCCGACGCACGGCCUCCCAGCGACAGAUAAUCGCACAGGUGUACAAGACCAGGUACGGCAAGGACCUCGUUAAAGACCUCAAGAGCAAUCUUGGUGGAAACUUGCGCCACCUGGUGAUUGGUUUGAGCGUGCGUCGGCCGCAAUUUGAUGCGACCGAGCUUAGGAAGGCGAUGAAGGGGAGAAAUCCUGGGGCACGGAUGAAGCGCGCUUCAAUCAGAUCCUGGUGUCGCGAAGUCCCGCGCACCUGCGGGCCGUGUUUGUCGAGUACGGCAAGCUGUCCAGGAAGGACAUACUGAAGGUCAUCAGGAGCGAGACAUCCGGAGAUUUGCAGACCGGCUUGCUUACCAUAGUGAAGUGUAUCCGGAACAAGCCUGGCUACUUUGCAGAGUGUCUCUACAAUUCCAUGAAGGGUCUGGGUACGGAUGACAACCUGCUCAUCAGAAUCAUUGUCUCUCGCUGUGAGGUCGACAUGGUGCAGGUGAAGGUCGAAUUCAACAAGAAGUAUGGCAAGGGCGGCCUCGGCAAGUGGAUCGCGGGUCUCGGAACUAAGGAGUCCGUGCUCAUCGAGAUACUGUGCACCAGGACGAAUCGGGAGAUCGAAGCACUGAAGAAGGCCUACGAAUCCACCUUCGAAAGAAACCUAGAAGAUGACAUUGUGUCUGAGAGUUCCCAACAUUUCCAAAGACUGCUGGUGUCCCUUGUACAAGGCAACCGAGAUGAAAACACGAAAGUAGAUAUGGCAAAGGCUAGGGAAGAUGCACAGGCAUUAUACGUCGCAGGGGAGAAAAUCCUGGGCACGGAUGAAGCGCGCUUCAAUCAGAUCUGGUGUCGCGAAGUCCGCGCGCACCUGCGGGCCGUGUUUGUCGAGUACGGCAAGCUGUCCAGGAAGGACAUGAUGAAGGUCAUCAGGAGCGAGACAUCUGGUGAUUUUGAAGUGUAUCCGGAACAAGCCUGGCUCCUUGCAGAGUGUCUCUACAAUUCCAUGAAGGGUCUGGGUACGGACGACAACCUGCUCAUCAGAAUCAUUGUCUCUCGCUGUGAGGUCGACAUGGUGCAGGUGAAGGUCGAAUUCAACCAAGAAGUAAUGGCAAGGGGGUGGCCUCGGCAGUGGAUCGCGGAUGACACACAUCGGGAAUAUCAACACUUCUGGCUCAUGUUGAUUGGUGAGAAAUAG